AUGACCCUAGCACCAUAUAAGGGAGUCGGGGAUCCUAAAGUUCAUGUCAUGAAAUUCGAGUCCAUGAUGUUCCUCAACAGGUCUAUAACUAGCUUUGAUGAGUUCGCCAAGAUGUUUAUCAAUCAUUUUGCAACAUCUAAAAUUUAUGUGAGGGACUCAGAUUACCUCAACACAAUCAAGCAAGGGCAACAUGAGAGCUCGAAGGAUUACAUGACAUGUUUCACCACAGCGGCCAUGGAAAUCCCCAACCUUAACCCAGAAGAAGCUAUAGCUGUAGCAAAGCCAAAAACACUGGAGGAAUUCCGAGACAAGGCCAUGAGACAAAUUGAGAUAGAAGAGUUACGUGAAACACGAAGAAAUGAAAGACCAUCAUCUCGGAAGGAAGACGACAGGCCGAGCAGGUUUAACAUAAGAAGAGAAGACAUCAUCAAAGAAAUACUGCACAACAGACUCAUAAAGCCACCAGUCAAGGCGGGAACAUACCAAGAUCAGAAAUACGUGGACAAAAGCAAACAUUGUGCGGUCCACCAAAAGUUCGGCCAUACCACUGAUGAAUGCAUAGUGGCCAAGGACUUACUAGAGAUAUUAGCAAGGCAGGGACUACUGGACAAAUACAUCAGCCUCAAGAAUCGCAAGAAGCCAGCCGAAGACCUACACAAGCCUAAAUUCACAUCCGAGCACAAAAAAAGGAAAUUGGCGCGACCCAAUAGAAACCCCCGCUUCUAA
Arachis stenosperma is the source of this 726-nucleotide messenger RNA. RefSeq lists its product as uncharacterized. The coding region runs from base 1 to 726 and encodes 241 amino acids. The transcript is spliced from 4 exons. The record is from RefSeq and is a predicted model, not a curated record. NCBI's taxonomy places the organism in Eukaryota, Viridiplantae, Streptophyta, Magnoliopsida, Fabales, Fabaceae.